UUCAGUAAUCGUGCGCCGUGCGAGCGUGACGGACGGACGCUCGACGUACGCGAGUGUGUGUGUGUGUGUGUGCGUGAGUGUGAGCGUGAGCGUGAGAGCGUGCGCGCCAUGAAGCUGACGGUGGACGAGGACGUGGCCGCGGGCGACGCUGACGGCCUGCUCUCUGGCCGCAGGAAGUCGUCGUCGGUGAAGGUGACCAUCGCGCCGGCCACCCCGGCGCAGCCCAAGACGCUGUCGCACCUGCCCAAGAGGCCGCCCGUGGACAUCGCCUUCUCCGACCUCACGUACUCCGUCACCGAGGGCCGCAAGAAGAAUGCCAAGACGAUCCUCAAGUCCGUGUCGGGACGUCUGCGGUCCGGGGAGCUCACCGCCAUCAUGGGCCCGUCGGGGGCCGGCAAGUCCACCCUGCUCAACAUCCUCACUGGAUACAGGACCUCCGGAAUCCAUGGCUCCAUCACAAUCAACGGCCAAGAGAGGAACUUGAGCCAGUUCCGCAAGCUCUCGUGCUACAUCAUGCAGGAUAAUCAGCUCCACGCAAACCUGACAGUCGAAGAAGCUAUGCAGGUGGCCACCGCUCUCAAGUUGGGCUCCGAAGUGUCCAAAUCAGAGAAGGAGGAGUUGAUUCAAGAAAUUCUUGAGACUCUGGGAUUGUCUGAGCAUGUGAAAACCAUGACCAGCAACUUGUCUGGAGGGCAGAAGAAACGUCUCUCUAUUGCCCUUGAGCUUGUCAAUAACCCACCCAUCAUGUUCUUUGAUGAACCCACCAGUGGUCUGGACAGUUCAUCGUGCUUCCAGUGCAUCUCCCUGCUCAAGUCCUUGUCUCGUGGAGGACGCACAAUCAUCUGCACCAUUCAUCAGCCCUCUGCUCGUCUCUUUGAGAUGUUUGACCAUCUGUACACUCUUGCUGAGGGGCAGUGCGUGUACCAGGGAUCUACCCAACAGCUUGUUCCCUUCCUGGGCAAACUUGGUCUAGCUUGCCCGAGCUACCAUAACCCAGCCUCUUUCAUUAUUGAAGUUUCAUGCGGAGAAUAUGGUGACAACAUCCGCAAGCUGGUGACUGCUAUUAAAAACGGCAAAAAUGACAUCCGCACUGGAACGCCAUUCCCUGCCAUUGAAGCUCUCAACAACACCACGACUCCCAGCAACAAUGUAAAGCUGACCAAUGCUCAGAACGGCAACAACAUUGUGUCCGUCUUCAACAAGGAUGACAAAGAGGUCGCUUCUGAAAAGAAAGGCAACGGCAUUAUGCUAGCUGCAUUUAAAUCAAAUGAAAAGGAAAAUGGAAUCAAUGGAGAUGCCUCACAAGUGGUUAUCCCAGUUGACCUGUCAGCAAAUGAGAAGGCAGAUAAUGUGAAUGCCUCACUUUUGGACAGUGGAAUUGUUGAUACUAAGAGGAGGUAUCCAGUCUCAGAGUGGAAACAGUUCUGGGUUGUACUUAAAAGAACCCUUUUGUUCAGCAGAAGAGAUUGGACACUUAUGUACCUACGUUUGUUUGCUCACAUUUUGGUUGGAUUCCUGAUUGGUGCUCUCUACUAUAACAUUGGUAACGAUGGUGCGAAAGUACUUAGUAACUUGGGCUUCCUUUUCUUCAACAUGUUGUUCCUUAUGUACACCUCAAUGACUAUCACAAUUCUGUCAUUCCCUCUGGAAAUGCCUGUGCUACUUAAAGAAAGCUUCAAUCGCUGGUAUUCACUAAGGUCUUACUAUUUGGCUAUAACAGUGUCAGAUUUACCGUUCCAGACUAUAUUCUGUGUUAUAUAUGUCACAAUUGUGUACUUCAUGACAUCUCAACCUCCUGAGCUUGAGCGAUUUGCAAUGUUCCUCUCAGCAUGUCUUCUCAUUGCAUUUGUUGCUCAGAGUGUGGGUCUUGUUGUUGGUGCAGCCAUGAAUGUGCAGAAUGGUGUGUUCCUGGCUCCUGUCAUGUCAGUGCCCUUCCUUCUAUUCUCUGGCUUCUUCGUCAGCUUUGAUGCCAUACCCAUUUAUCUGAGGUGGAUUACAUAUUUGAGUUACAUCAGAUAUGGUUUUGAGGGAACUGCUCUGGCAACAUAUGGCUUUGCCCGUGAGAAGCUCAAGUGUUCACAGACCUACUGCCAUUUCAAAAACCCAACUACCACAUUGGAGGAGUUAGACAUGUUGGACAAAGACUUCCGUGUCGACAUUAUUGCAUUGGUCCUCAUCUUUAUUGUCCUGAGAGUCUCUGCAUUUGUGUUCCUUCGCUGGAAGCUGCGUGCAGCACACUAAGUUCAUUAACAAGAGGCAUGUGCCCAUCUUGCUCUCUUAAUUGCAUUGCACAUGCAACACAGUUUAACUUUUUUUUUCUUUUUUUUUCUUUUUAAAGUUUUGCUGAGUUGCUUUUAGUCUGACAGAUUGAUCAAAGUCAGUUGUACAUACUUAUUUUAUCGUCAUUUCUAUUGUAUUUGAUAUGUAUAUGGAUGUAAUUAUAGCUCUGUACUGUGUAGAUACUUAGUAUUUUCUUGUUAGCCUUUCAAAAUUAUUUCGUUUUCACUUUUGAUACCCAGUUUUGAUACAAUGUUAAGUAAAUGAGCUAAAAUUGUGAUAAUAAACCAACCAAACUCUCAUUUUAUUACUUGUCCCCGGGAGAUUCCUUUUCUAGUUGUGUGGUGCUCUUAAGCAAAAUAUCCCUUGAAAGGUAAAGAUUGUAAGUGACAACCUAGAGGAAGACAUAAUUUGGUUUAAAAAUAGUUUGCUUUGGAUUAAAGACUAAUGUCAUGAAAGGAAAGUGUUUCUUUUCGGGGACUUCUUGAUAAUAAUAAUUAAUGUUGCUCCUUCAAGAGCUGAUCAAUGAAAACAAGUGAAGCUAUUACGUGAUAAAACAUUCUUAUUUUAGUUAUGGUGCUGUUUAUCUGUAUUUGUGUGCAUGUGUGUGUGUGUAGAUGAGUGCGGAUGUGACUUGAACCCUGCUUGCUCUUCAAGUGAUGGGCAGCUCUAUUUGUGGUGAGACUGUCUCUGUAUGGUAUGAAUUUUAGGAGGAGGAUGAAAGGCUGUGAUGAAACAUAGCCACUAUUCCAUUCAUUCUCUCAAUGUUUGUGUUGGAUCAUUGUGGUGUUUAAGGCAAAGAAGAAGUGACCCACUGUUGGUGUGAGAAUCCCACGUUUCAUUUUAAUUUAAUGUAAAGUCAUGUAUCAUUAUAUCACCUUUGUGUUGCUCAAACUGUUUCAAUCAUCACCUUCCCUAGUUUUUAUUUCUUCUGUUUAUGUGCGUCCAAUUUUUACGUAACAAUUUUUUUGUCUUUAAUUUGGUUAAUUUCUUACUUCUAAGUUUAUGCCAGUUCAAUGUGGAACACUUAUGCAAUCGCAUAAGGAAUGCCUGGAUUACAGGGUGAAACAAAAGCCUUUCCAUUGUUUUGCCUAACAUGGAGAUGUCUUUCUAUUUUAAUUUUUUUUAUUUUAUUUGUCUUGUGGGUAAUUCUCAUAAGUAUUAAAUCAAAUUAAGCACCUUCUUAUGUAUGUCUUACCUUUUAAUGCAAGUUUCUAACAGGGUUUAAGGAAUGAAGGGACCAUAUCCAAGAUUGUAUGUCUAUCUGUUUUGUUUAAUGUAACUCUACAAUAAAACUGAAAAUUUUCA
Molecule: messenger RNA, 3585 nt
Organism: Thrips palmi
Lineage: Eukaryota; Metazoa; Arthropoda; Insecta; Thysanoptera; Thripidae
Product: ATP-binding cassette sub-family G member 1-like
Exons: 12
Coding region: 109-2241 (710 amino acids)
Cellular component (GO): plasma membrane
Molecular function (GO): ATP binding; ATP hydrolysis activity; ABC-type transporter activity
Source: RefSeq, a predicted model, not a curated record